Athalia rosae (coleseed sawfly) is the source of this 4358-nucleotide messenger RNA. Its product is annotated as VWFA and cache domain-containing protein 1. Gene Ontology annotation, molecular function: voltage-gated calcium channel activity. The transcript has 9 exons. NCBI's taxonomy places the organism in Eukaryota, Metazoa, Arthropoda, Insecta, Hymenoptera, Athaliidae. The record is from RefSeq and is a predicted model, not a curated record. Gene Ontology annotation, cellular component: voltage-gated calcium channel complex. The coding region runs from base 403 to 3897 and encodes 1164 amino acids.
AGCGGUGCCAACGAGCGGGCGACUCAAGCUGCGAAGAGAACAAUCUGUUUUAUCCAGGCAGGUCUGUGAUCCAGGUGAUGUCGGCGAUGUGGUUACGUUAUGUAGGGGCGCUAGUGUAAUGCUAUGUAAAAGGUAAAUACAUAGAUACAUGUAUGUACGAUGUAAAAGAAGGUGCUACGGAAUGUUGAUAUUUAUAUUUUCUUAACCGUUGUUAUUUCGUUAAAGGAACAGUGAUGUGAACGCACAUUUUGAAUAAAUUGGUGGCCAGUGAAUUAUACAUAUUGUCUGGUUCUAGACGCCAAAUGGAUUUCCACCUUCACCAAGAAUAACAACUUCACUCGAUCCAACCCCGAUCUAACCUUACUAAAGACGCUUUUCAGUCUUUUGUCGCCCCAUGUUAGAAUGGGUGUAAAAAAGUCGUUAUUUGAAGUUCUAGGGGUAUUCAUAUUUUUCGGAUUAGAAACGAUUGCAAAUGCGGUUGGCAACGACUCGAACAUCAACUGCAGAGUCAGCAAGCCUCUGAGAAAACAGAUUGACGCUGAGCCGCUGGAUGGUUCCUGUUUGCGAGAUAUCGUUAGCCAACUUUCAAAGACCCUUCGUAACAUUGGAAAUGAAGAACUGGCGAUAACAUCUUUCCAAGAAACUCUAGACAAUUUGGAGUUUGUGAGAGUUCGAGAAAAUCUAGACUUGAGGCUAGCAUCUCUUGCAGAGAAAUUGAACCUCAAGUUAAAAUCUUACUCCGAGUACCUCACCAGAUCUAAUGACGCCAUUACCCCAGUGCUGCUUGCUAAGAUAUCUGACAACUUUUAUCCCAGUCCAUUGAGAAUCCCUGAUAUCUGCAGCGAAAUUUCUGGAGCUUUAGCUGCGAGCUUGAGAGGUUCAGAAUGGACACACCUGCACAUACUGCCAAUUUCAAAUCCAAGUACAGCUUGUGGCCCAACGAAUCUCUCCCAGUACACCGGACCUCUCCUGCUAUCCCGCUGUCUCAGUGCCAGAAAAGUUCUGCUUCUGAUAGAGCAUGGCAUUUCCAUGUCAGACAGAGACGUCGCUCUGGUACAACUGACAGCUAAAACUCUUGUCGACAUGCUCUCUGACAACGAUUAUGUCAACGUAGUCGGUCUCACGGGCCAAGGGUCGAUACAUUGUCCAGAUCGAUUACUGAGAGCUACGGACAUUAACAAGAUUCAGUUGACCAGGCAUAUCGAUUCCAUAACUAAAACCGAUUCCAAUGUGACUUUUGACUUGGAUCUUAAAGCACUGACCAGAAAUAUCACAGGCGAAAUAUUGGUGAUCCACUUAACAAACUCAUUGAACAAUCUGUUCAACGUAAAGCAAAUAAGGAACAUUCUUUCCACAGAGUUGCUGGCUGCACAUCUAAGAACAGUUUUAAUUCUAUCAGAUAAUAAGCCAACUAUCAAACUGAAUCAACUUGCACUCAACGAAACAAUCGUAACUCUACCGUCGCGGAAUGUUUUGAGCUACGAUAUAGCCAGGCUAUUCUCAGAAGUGAAUUGUACCGACCCCAACACAAAGAAUUACUAUUUAUCCGACCCCUACUUCGAGCCUCAUAGCAAAACAAUGUGCGUGUCCAUCGGUCGUAUAACAAAAAUGGCACUUUUAACUCUUGAAAUCAAGUUGAAAGAUUUGGUUGAAGAUAUAACUUAUUUCGAUGCCGGACCCAACACCCAUGUUGUACUUUUUGAUAAAAAAGGCAACGUCUGGAUGCACAGGAAAUUUCCCAGGCCAGAAAUCAUGGCCGAACAACCGCUUAGAGUGCCUUUAGAGAAUAUAGAAAACAUCAAUGAAAGUUCUGUACUUAAAAUGACGGCGGAACUUCCAGAGGGAAGUGAAAAUUUCACUACUACUUUGGGCCGUGUGAAACAAUUCAAAUGGAAGCAUCUUCAGUACGGAGAUUUGAUCGUUUGCAUCGUAACGGAAGGAGCUCGAGAACCGUUAUCCAUAGUUAAAACAACGACUCCCUUGCCUCCGGAUAUCCUCCAUCAUAGAUUAGACCUACUGCUGCAGUCGGUCAUAGACAAAGAUACUCUUUGCUCAAAUCACAAUAGGAUAGUAGCCCUUCACACCGGGGUGGUCUACCUCUCGCCGUGGUGCUUCAAAUCCCCUAUGGAACAGUUACGUCUAUUAGAGACCGGCUCCGCAAUGACAGUACAAAGCUAUAUGGCCUACAUUAAAGAUCCGACCAGACUUCUCGCCAAUCCAGGUCUCCAUCAAUCCGUUAGACCAGACGUGGCGAUGCUCUCGCAAAUCCUGUCACAUUUUCAGCAAAGGCACUUGCACAGUGCUUCCAACAAAUUCAUCGUUCGCAGGUACGUAGUCGCGGUAGGCAGCGGAGUGAUGGAAGUAUUCCCUGGCUCGGUUCUGGAUACAGGUUUGGACCCAAAGCGUCGUGCGUGGUACGGUAAGGCCUUGGAACACCCUGGAAAGGUCACCUUAACAUCUCCGUAUCUAGACGCCGGUGGUGCUGGCUACGUUGUCACAUUUUCCUACACCAUUUUCGAAGGGAGAUCGGCUACUCUACAUUCCAGCAACGAUCCGGUGCUAGCCGUUGUUUCGAUGGACGUGACGAUGGGUUAUAUCGCGCGUCUGCUCCUGGAAAUGUUCCCCUUCUGCGGAGACCUCAGAGUGAAGUGUUUCCUCAUGGACGACAAGGGCUACCUGAUAUCGCACCCCGCGCUUUUCGAAGCUACGAACAAAGUCGAACAGCAGCAUCUUACGCACAAGGAACUUCUCGUCGCGAACGAUAUACUGAACCACGAGUUUUUCGUGAAGAAAAAACUUUGCGCAAAUCAUCUAGACGGAACGCUCCAGAGAUACUAUCAGUUCAACACAUCGCUCGAAGAAGUGCUCACUAAUAUCGUUCACGGUGAACAUUGCGUCAAGUAUCAAGUCGCCGCGGUACCGGGAACCAACGUUUUCCUCGGCGUGGUCAACGCGACCUGCAAUUUGCUCUCAGCCUUUUGCCCCUGUAGUACGAUGGACAGACUUUGUCUAAACUGUAAGAGGAUGGAACAAACGGACUGCGAGUGCCCCUGCGAGUGCCCCUUGUACUCUGGCAGCUGUACAGAGUCGAAAGUAAAUAAUUUCGAAGCCUGUCCGUUCCUCUACGAACAAGGACCGAGCGUUCAAACUUCUUGGGUUCAUCCCGUGUUCCUGAAAAACUGCCCGUCUAUCGAUUGCAAAUCCUUUGCAACCGCGAGAGAUUGCCUAGGGGUCAUAGGAUGUCAAUGGUGCCACGUCGAUAGCGACGGCGAAACUUUACUGACGAGCCCGUAUUGUUCCGAUCAGACCUCUUGCUUCAAAGGAAUCUUCGGAGCGGCCACACCCUACGGGGACGGCAGCUACAAUUCUCAUUCAACGGAAGAAAUAAUGGUCCGCGACUGGCCGUCGAUCGGCCCGGUCGCCGGUGGUAUUCUCGCGCUUCUUUUGGUUCUCGGCAUCAUGUUGUACUGUUACCGUUUGAGAUCCGUGCAGCCCGGGCCAGAACAUCAGUGUUUGCAUCAGCACGCGUCUCCGGAAACCUUGCGAAUGUCGCACUUGGACGGAGACGUUGAACCCAUGGAGAUAGACCAGACGAAGAGCAACCUGGACUCUCUUCUUCGCGAUGGCGUGGCGCCGAUUUCUCCGUAUAGGGUUUCCACGAAUUAUCGCAGACCUCCGGGUGGUGACAGCGAUCACGGAUACAGCACCAUGACCCCGCACGACGACUCCGAACAACAAACCUUCGCCGAGCCUUUGUUGUUAGUCGGUGGCAGCGCUGGACCUGACCGCGUCGAACAGUCCGUAAGAUCACCAUCGCCCACAACUCGAUUAGGAUCUCCUCAUCAUGUUUUGGUGCCGGUUACGGUGCAUCGUAACAUGGAGACGAACUACUGCUAGGUAAAUUAUUACCAAGAUUAGGCAGCUGAAACGGGUGCGCUAACUCGUUCGUUGAAUUGAACUUUAUCAAAUUGUAGAAUUUUGAUUUCAGAACCGGUGCGAUGAUUAGAAUCAGGAAAAGUAAUUUCGAUUAUUCCUGAUUCGACUAAUUCAUCUCAUUCAGCUCCAAAAUCUUGUUCCAUAUUAAUUCAUUAUUUGGGAUUUCGUAGAUUUGUUAAGUUCCGUUUUGAAGAAUUAAAAAUUUUUCUAUUGGUCUUAGGACGUUUGAUAUACAGCUAUAGCCAUGUGAACGCGAUCAAUAUUUAUUAUUUAAUGUACAUAGUAUUAUUGACCAGUAAUUUUCAAAGUUCGGAAAAUUUUGGAGCUCAUUUAUGCCCAUUUAUUUGAUAGGAUAUAUGUUUUCCCAUCGUUAGCCUAUUACUCAAUUGCAUCGUGAUUCAGAAAAUAUGCAUGAGGACUAC